This is a messenger RNA of Caenorhabditis remanei, 954 nucleotides long. RefSeq lists its product as uncharacterized. The record is from RefSeq and is a predicted model, not a curated record. Gene Ontology annotation, cellular component: plasma membrane. NCBI's taxonomy places the organism in Eukaryota, Metazoa, Nematoda, Chromadorea, Rhabditida, Rhabditidae. Bases 1 to 954 code for a protein of 317 amino acids. The transcript is spliced from 9 exons.
AUGAAAACACGCGAAACGGUCGCCACGACAAGUGGUACCGAUUCGUCACCGAAGACAACGAUAUUGCCAGCAAAAAAGGACUAUUUUCAUGUUGAAGCCAACAUUCAAAAUGAGUUUGGAGUCUGUGGAUGGAUUCUCACUAUCCUCUCUUAUCUUCUCAUUUUCUUCACUCUCCCAAUUUCGGCAUGCAUGUGUAUAAAGGUAGUUCAAGAAUAUGAGAGAGCUGUUAUCUUCCGUCUUGGUCGUCUCAUGCCAGGUGGUGCAAAAGGACCAGGUAUAUUCUUCAUUGUUCCAUGCAUUGACACCUACCGGAAAGUUGAUCUCCGCGUCCUUUCAUUCGAAGUCCCUCCACAAGAAAUUCUGUCAAAAGAUUCUGUAACUGUUGCUGUCGAUGCUGUCGUUUACUUCCGUAUUUCUAAUGCAACUAUCUCGGUCACCAAUGUUGAAGACGCUGCUAGAUCCACAAAACUUCUUGCUCAGACAACUCUUCGUAACAUUCUCGGAACUAAAACUCUCGCUGAAAUGCUCUCAGACAGAGAAGCCAUUUCUCAUCAAAUGCAGACAACUCUGGAUGAAGCUACUGAGCCAUGGGGUGUAAAAGUCGAGAGAGUCGAAGUUAAGGAUGUCCGUUUGCCAGUACAACUUCAACGUGCUAUGGCAGCUGAAGCUGAAGCUGCUCGUGAAGCUAGAGCCAAGGUCAUUGUUGCCGAAGGAGAACAAAAAGCGUCCCGUGCACUCAAGGAAGCUGCCGAAGUCAUUGCUGAAAGCCCAUCUGCUCUUCAACUCCGUUACUUGCAAACAUUGAACAGUAUUUCUGCCGAGAAAAACUCAACAAUCAUCUUCCCUUUCCCGAUUGACUUGCUGAGCGCUUUCCUCCAACGACCUGCAGCAAAAGUUGAUAACAAUUUUGCAUCACAACAACAAAAAGCCGGUGGAAUACCGUCUUCAUCUUGA